AGCAGCACCCACCGUCCACCGAGCGAAACUAGCGAAUUUUAGAAAUGGAAACUCCAUUGAUAGAAGAAGACCAAGAACAGAACCAGGUAACUAGAAAUAAAAGUAGUGUGUUGUUGAAGCAGGUAGGUGAAGAGUCCAAGAAGCUCUGGAACAUCGCAGGGCCAGCAAUCUUCACAGCCAUAUGCCAGUACUCGCUGGGCGCCAUCACUCAGGUGUUCGUUGGACAUGUUGGCACUCUUGAACUUGCCGCUGUUUCCGUGGAGAACUCCGUUGUUGCCGGCUUAGCCUUUGGUGUCAUGUUGGGAAUGGGGAGCGCAUUGGAGACGCUGUGUGGCCAAGCAUUUGGAGCAGGAAAUCUUAGGAUGCUGGGAAUUUACAUGCAAAGAUCAUGGGUCAUUUUGCUCUGCACCGCUCUUGUUUUGGUCCCUGUAUAUGUCUUCUCUCCUCCUUUACUGAGGCUCCUAGGCCAGACUGCCCAGAUUUCAGAUGCCGCCGGGGUAUUCGCUCUGUGGAUGAUUCCUCAGUUGUUUGCAUAUGCCCUUAAUUUCCCAAUACAAAAGUUUUUGCAAGCACAAAGAAAAGUCAUGGUAAUGGCUUACGUCUCCGCAAUUGUUUUGGUAAUACACGUGGUGCUUAGUUGGUUGGUCACGCUGAAACUUGGAUGGGGCCUGGUCGGUGCGGCCUUCACCCUCAACUUAUCGUGGUGGCUCGUCGUUCUUGGUCAAUUACUCUACAUUUUCAUUUGGAAAUCAGAUGGUGCUUGGACUGGUUUCUCUUUGCUAGCUUUUGCAGACCUGUAUGGGUUUGUCAAGCUUUCCUUGGCGUCCGCAAUAAUGCUAUGCUUGGAGUUCUGGUACUUGAUGUUAAUAAUAGUGAUAACAGGACAUCUAAAGAACCCAUUGAUACCAGUCGAUGCCAUUUCCAUCUGCAUGAACAUAAACGGAUGGGAUUUAAUGAUUGCAAUUGGAUUCAACGCUGCCAUAAGUGUGAGAGUAUCAAAUGAACUUGGAGCCAGUGAUCAUCAAGCAGCAAAGUUCGCUGUAAAAGUGGUGUCUGUGACAUCCGUGAUCAUAGGACUGAUUGCCAUGCUUUUGAUUAUGACAACAAGAAUCUACUUCCCUGUUCUGUUCACCAGCAAUGUUGAAGUCAUGAAAGAAGUUUCCAAGCUUUCUAUCUUGUUAGGUGUCACUGUGCUUCUGAACAGCCUCCAACCAGUCUUGUCUGGGGUUGCUAUUGGAGCUGGUUGGCAAGCAAUCAUAGCAUACGUCAACAUUGCAUGCUAUUAUAUUGUUGGUUUACCUAUUGGCCUAUUACUAGGGUUCAAAUUUGAUUUUGGGGUUGAGGGCAUUUGGGGAGGAAUGAUUGGUGGAAUUCUUUUGCAGACCAUAAUCUUAGUGAUAAUCACUUUACGCACUGAUUGGAAGAGGGAGGUCUCACAAGCAGAGAACCGAAUCAAAAAGUGGGGAGGAUCAACAGGGCAGGAUUGAUAUCCCGCGCACUAAACUUUUAGCUACAUUGGUGUCAUUUAUGGUGGCAGUGGUGGAUUUGAUUGUCUUCAUCAAGAUUAACACAUCACUUGUGAAUUUUUCAUUGAAAUUAUGUUAUCAACAUAAUAUUAUGCGUAGGAAUAUUAAUUAUGAGUUUCUUUUCAAAAAAAAAAACAGAAUAUUCAUGUUUUUCAAUUGACAACUAUCAGUAUCUCUAGAGAAAAGCUCCAAUAAACCGUAUGGUACUGAGAGAAGCCGGUGUAUGUGUAACCUCCUAAGAAAUGAGUACUAUGAGGCUGGUAGAGACGGGKCUUUUUCUUUU
Molecule: messenger RNA, 1809 nt
Organism: Nelumbo nucifera (sacred lotus)
Lineage: Eukaryota; Viridiplantae; Streptophyta; Magnoliopsida; Proteales; Nelumbonaceae
Product: protein DETOXIFICATION 33-like
Biological process (GO): xenobiotic detoxification by transmembrane export across the plasma membrane
Cellular component (GO): membrane
Molecular function (GO): antiporter activity; xenobiotic transmembrane transporter activity
Source: RefSeq, a predicted model, not a curated record